AUGAGUUCCGAGAAGCAGCCUAUAAAAGUAUUAAAGCCGUUUAAGGAAGCUCUUGAGUUUUGGUCUGUUCAGCUAGAAAAGCCGGAUGAGCUUAACACUGCUGUCCCAGCGGCCACGUUGGAGGAUCCUUUGAAAGAGUUGAUCAAACUCUCAACCCUAAUAAGGGCCCAGACUACAAAAGUUGGUAUCAUUUAUGCGCCGUCUACGAUACGCAAGCAAACCCAAGCUGCACAUGAUACAGUGGCGGAGCUUUCAAAGACGUUCGUUUUCUAUGUUUCUGCAUUAGCACAGCUCUCACCAGUCAAGGUCUCCAAACUCUUCUUAGAUGAAGUUGUCACUAUUUCAAAGGACUUAAUCGGCUCUGCUUCCGAAUUUGCUGAUGAGCUCAUUCUGAUUUUGGAGUCAUUGGACGGUCAAAAUGAUGACAAGAAUGAAGAGGCAGCACCUGAAAGCGUGAACCCCAGAUUACUCUCGGUCGGUAAGCUUUGGCUGCUCUGCGAUAAAAUCAAAGACUUCAUCGAGAAGGGAAAUCUUAAGUUCCUACAGCUGAAGACGGCGCUCAAUAUCUCUUUGAUAGAAGAUGGUUUGGAAGAGUUUGAAGAGUGGAUCCACAACCCACAAGACCUUGAUGACGACGAUUUCUUUGGGCUCGAUGACGAUUUUUCGGACAGCGAAGCACCAACAAAUGUUGCGGAUCAAGAAAAUCCUCAUGAGGAGGCUGACAACGAGGAGCUUGUGAAGUUCUGUGAGCAAUGGCUCAAGCAAUUGAAGCUCGUGAAGCUCCUUUUUCUCUCUAUCAACAAGUCACUUCCCAGCAUGACCACUGGUUCCGACAUCGAUGAAAUUUAUCAGACGGAAAACAAGAUAGCUCGUCAUGUUGACCUGCUUGUGGUCGAGCUUAUGAUGAACAGAGAGCUCAAUGACGAGGUCACAAGACUAGAUGGUGAACUAGAAAAGGAAUGCUUCAAGAUUAUCCGUAUUCUUCGAAGCGUGAACAAAUCGAACGAAGCUAAAGUCAAAUGGUGUCUUUCAUGGGAAGUUAAGUACAAGGAACUACAGGAGACUAAGUAA
Candidozyma auris is the source of this 1071-nucleotide messenger RNA. RefSeq lists its product as uncharacterized. The record is from RefSeq and is a predicted model, not a curated record. The transcript has a single exon. NCBI's taxonomy places the organism in Eukaryota, Fungi, Ascomycota, Pichiomycetes, Serinales, Metschnikowiaceae. Gene Ontology annotation, cellular component: nucleus. Bases 1 to 1071 code for a protein of 356 amino acids. Gene Ontology annotation, biological process: regulation of cell cycle.